CGUGCGCUUCAGUCGUGAAUGAGAUUCCACGCCGUACGGACCGUAUUUCGUGCCCCUUCAAUGUAGUUGUGCGUCCGUGUGUGUGUGUUCGUUCGUGUUGUCUGUCCGUGUGUUUGCGCCGCGUGCUUCGUCUGCGUUGACAGACCGGUUCUUUUUGUUGUUGUUGUUUUGCUACUUGUAUCGCUUUGUUGUCGUUUGCUUCAACGCCUGCUGGUGUUGGGGGCGGAGGAGGAGCAGGAGGAUUCGUCGUGGUUGCUCCGCGGUCGGUUGAUCCGUGUUUGUAACUAGAGAGAUCUGCCCCAGUGCACCGGGUCUUGGCUGUGGCAAGUUCGGCAGCAUCCGGUGGCGUCAGCGGCAGGUUACCCUUGACAUGCUGUCUCGCUUGACAGCUACGUGCGACCUUUGCUGCUGGACAUUCACUCGUCAAGCGUGAAGAAAUGUGCAGAGGUUCGUGGUAGCGUGUACUACACCGUUGCACGCUGAAUUCCGGCAUGGUGUUCUGCGAUCGUCAACAGGUCGUUUGCAGCUUUACCCUCUUUAAAAUUUGUUUAGUUACGUGAACGAAAAAAUGUUUAGCGUGUAAACAAACGUGAUGAAGUAACGUUUUUUUUUUGCUUCAUCUCCUCUGGGCAAAGGUAGAGGGAUUUGUUUGGAAUGGUGAAACACGCCGAAAACAACAACACCAGAAACGGUAUAAUUUGUUAAAAAAAUGUUGUCGACAACAGAGUGGAUGUGAGAAGAGGCAAAACAAAAGUUUACUGUAAGCUGCGAAACGAAUUCUUUUUUUUUUGUAACGAACCAGAUUUUUCUAUGAGGAAUUAAGGGCAAACGCGUGAUUUAAGCCAAAAAGUAAUCAAUUGAAUUUGCACAACCAACUUGUACACAACAUCGACGUGAAAACCAGCAAAACUCCAGCUCCGCAGCUGGGUUGGAGGUAGUUGGCCAUGCACGUGCUGCAUUGCACGUAAAGGUGUGCCGGUACCUCACAGCAGCCUACUGUGCGCCCAGGUGAUUGUUUUGCGAGUUUGGUGCCAACUUGGUGGUGAAGUAAUAAGAGCGCUUAAAAAGGUGUUUGUGAAUACAAAAAUGGAGUAUUAAAAGUGCACUCGGGAGAGAGAGAAAAAAAAAUUGCAUGUAAUUUUCCGUGUAUCGUUGCGUGUAACGCAAAGUGUAGUGUACGCGUUACAACCAGGUGUAAUUUUCCAAUUUGGUUGUUGUUGCGUGUAGAGAAGAAAACAAAACUUCCGAAAGUGAAAAAGGAAGCGAAAGAAGCAGCAGCGAUUUGUAUCGUUUUGUUGUGUUUGCAACAUACAACACAAUAGAGAAAGAGAGUGAAAAAAGGCGUGUAACUGCGACCACGUGGAACGCGACGAGACCCCCGCGGAGAUUGACCCGGAGUUUGCACACAGGGGCAAACUUGUUUGCCUGUGGCCAAAUCCAAGUCGGCGGCGAAAAGACAUCGCGUUGCCAUAGCGAAAACUGGUUUGCUGCGAGAGGUGUGUGCUUUUUUGCAACCAAGGUGGAAACAAUAUUAAGAUUGAUUUGAACUGUGCGCCGGUUUGUCCGAUCGGGGAUCAAUUGGCGCUUUGGCGCGAAAAAUCGGCCCCACCAGCAGCAAUUAAGAUGCGACCAGCGAUCAUGGCGGAGUGGCCGUCCCCUCGGACUCGGUCUCGGUCCCCGUCAACUGCCGCGGUUAUCUAUCGCUAAGCCAUCGACGACGACGACGACUUUCAAACUGGUGGAAGUGCUAAUGCAAUUAGUGUGCAACGGCGUCGCUCUGUCAGUGCGAUUCCGAGCGUGACUUCCGAAAACGCAUACACAGAGAACCACCCCUCUCGAGUGAGAGUAGUGGACGACUCGGCAUCGCGCUCGCGCCACAGAUAUUGAACACGACCUGCGCUACGGCCGAACUAGACCGACCAUCAUCAACCGUCAUCGACACAUCUACACCGCAACGCAACGGCUUCCAGCAGCGGAUCUUGGCCAGCAGCACCACAGCCACCAACACCACCAACUACGGCGGCGUCGGAGGCAAUUAGCAGUUCCGCGGCGGCCCCCGAUCGCCAUCAUCAUCAUCAUCAUCACCAUCGGAAGAAGAGCAACUCGGCAACCAUCAUUGGUCGAAAGUCGAGCCUCGAUAUCAGCAAAAUGGAGCAUGCCGAUUUAGUUUCCGAGAUGGCUCAGGUCGAGCAUCUGUCCACGCAGGACCGGCUGCAUCUCGCGCGGAUGCGCCGUGCCCAGCAGCUGAAGGUGGCCAAACAGCGCGAAAAGGAAUGGCUCAAGGCGCAGCGGAGCAAGGACCGGCUGGGGAACCAGCACAUGUCCACCUACAAGCGCCACAUCACCUUCGAGGACAGCGUGGUGCUGCUGGAGGCUGCCGCGAGGAACGACAUUGCCGAGGUGGCCAAACUGCUCCAGAAGGGCGUCACGCCGGACGCGACCAACAUGGACGGCCUGACGGCGCUGCACCAGUGCUGCAUCGACGACAACGCCGAAAUGCUGAACCUGCUGCUCGACUACGGCGCCAACGUCAACGCCCAGGACAGCGAACGGUGGACCCCGCUCCACGCGGCCGCCACCUGCGGCCACCUCAACCUGGUCAAGAUCCUGAUCGGGCGCGGAGCGAACCUCCUCUCGGUGAACGCCGACGGCAACAUGCCGUACGACAUCUGCGACGACGAGGAAGCCCUGGACUACAUCGAGGCCGAGAUGAGCAAACGGGGCGUCACGCAGGAACUGAUUGACGAAACGCGGGCCGCCACCGAAACCAAAAUGCUCGUAGACCUGCAGGAGACGGCCGCCCGGCAGGACGGGGACCUGGAAGUACCUGACAGCGCGGGGGCGACGCCGCUUCACAUAGCGUCCGCCAACGGCUACACGCGAGUGGUAGAGUUCCUAUUAGAGCAGCACGUGGCGACGGACGCCGUCGAUCACGACCUCUGGACGCCGGUGCAUGCAGCGGCCUGCUGGGGUCACCUGGAAGUACUGGAGAUGCUGGCGCAAGCCGGUGCCGAUUUGAAUGCCAAAAAUAAGAACGAUGAAACGCCUUCCGAUAUUUGCGAGGACCCGGAGAUUCGAGAACGGAUAGAGCAGCUCAAGACGGAGCAGGAGAGUAAACGACUGGCCGAGGCCCAACGCAAACGGGUCCGGCGAUCCCAGAGCAAUAACACCAGUGUUCGCUCCCAUCCCUGCAGGGCACAAUCCGUGCGGCGGACGUCGCUCCGGGACAAGGGUCUCACCACCAAGAAGGACGCCGUCGAGGAAGCCCGGUUUCGAUUACAAGCGCAAGAGGGCUACACCACACCGGAUGGCGUCACGACGACGACGACGACAACGACGGCUACCGCUGGAAGUAACGGCAGUAACGCCUCUGCCGUCACCGCAGCCACUAACGGUGAUAACCCUAACUCCAAGCGACCGCCACGUAGUUCUAACCUCAGUUCCACUGAUUGCUCCCCCUCUAUCCCACCCUCUAAACCCACAGCCGUCAAUAACAGCAAGAACACCAAUGGUCACCUGAACUCUGUAAAUAACAAUAGCAUCACCAGUAACAACAACAACAACAAUAACAGCACGAGUGUAACGCUGAAUAACGGACUGAACAAUACUCGUUACAACCACAACAACAACCUCCUCAACAACAACAACAACAACAGCAAUAGCAAAGACCACAACAACGGUGGCUACCACGGCGGAACGGCCAACACUUCCGGCACGUCGUCGGCCUACUCGUCGCAGCCACCGUCGCUGAACCAGUACGAUCGCCGGUCGCCGGAAGGCAAGGACAACGACUCGUUCCUGAACGAAACGACGCCCGCGGUGGUGGCCGGAAAAAUCCUCAACGGUAACCAUAACAACAACCAAAACAACAACAACACUGUCAACAACAGCAAGAUACUAGCCUUAUCACCUUCCGCCUCCUCCUCCGUUUCGUCCUCAACAGCCGCAGCAGUCAAUGGUAAUCUAGUCAGUAGCAAUAGUAGUAGCAACAACAACAACACCAACAACAACAUUCCAAAUGCGACGGCCACGGCCACCGCCACCGAGGUGUACUCGACCUCGAACAACGAGAACGGCAAGAUCAACGUCCAGGUGACGGUUCUAGUGGAUCCAUCUGUCGCAGGAACGCUGGCGGACCUGAAGAAGCACCGCUCGCAGAACCGGUCCAGCGUCAGUCCGGAGAACGGUUCGCUGCUGAGCGCCCAAGGUCUGACGACCAACGGCAACGGCCAGCCGCUCGAACUGUCGCUGGUGUCAACGGGGACCAGCGACCACUACUUGGCUCACGGUAACGGCGAAAAGUCGGCCAUUUCGACGCUGAGCAGCGCCACCGGAAAUGGCGUGCUGGCGGCGGAUGGCGGAACCGCUGUCCACACCCCGAGCGGGACGCUCAACAAGUUUAGCGGAAACACGAGCGACGUCGUCAGUGACAGCACGCGGUCGCGGCGGUGCUGCGUGCUGAUGUAAGUAAUCCAAGAUGGCGGCGGCCCAGCAGCUGUCAAACUAGGAUUAAGCGGCACCACACUGUAAGUUGUGAUUUGUAGGUUAGAGUUUUCUUUCGUUUAUUUUUUUGGUUUUGUCGCCUUUUUUCGACCAUGGCGCGCAAUUGUGUGUGAAAAUUGAUGCGAAACUUAACCUAGGUUUUUUUCCGUAACCGGUUUUGACGGUAAGGCCUGGCGCGAAAACCAAAACUAGAUAUGUGUGCAUGUAUAUGAUUUCCCCUUAGUAUUAUUUGUAUAUUUUCAAAAUUAAGUAGAAACUCGAGAGCAAGAGGCACCCUCAAGAUUCAUCAUGUAUUCAGUAUUCAACGCUUAAGUACUUAAAAUAUAUAAAUGGCUUUAUUUACCCAAUUUCUCCGCAAGCAGA
Culex quinquefasciatus (southern house mosquito) is the source of this 4866-nucleotide messenger RNA. Its product is annotated as protein phosphatase 1 regulatory inhibitor subunit 16B. Lineage: Eukaryota; Metazoa; Arthropoda; Insecta; Diptera; Culicidae. Gene Ontology annotation, molecular function: phosphatase regulator activity; protein binding; enzyme inhibitor activity. Gene Ontology annotation, cellular component: cytoplasm. Bases 2149 to 4467 code for a protein of 772 amino acids. The record is from RefSeq and is a predicted model, not a curated record. The transcript has 12 exons.